Messenger RNA from Ipomoea nil (Japanese morning glory), 1800 nucleotides. Its product is annotated as pentatricopeptide repeat-containing protein At1g34160. Lineage: Eukaryota; Viridiplantae; Streptophyta; Magnoliopsida; Solanales; Convolvulaceae. Gene Ontology annotation, biological process: RNA modification. The record is from RefSeq and is a predicted model, not a curated record. The transcript has a single exon. Gene Ontology annotation, molecular function: RNA binding; protein binding; zinc ion binding. The coding region runs from base 40 to 1764 and encodes 574 amino acids.
AUACUUAAUGGUAACGUUGAAGGUAGAGCAAGGUGCGGAAUGGCCUAUGUGGAGUCUCUCCUGCCCAAGUGCACCUCUUUCUCACAUGUGAAGCAGCUCCAAGCUCAUCUUAUAACCACCGGCCUCUUCCACUUCUACCCAUCGCGCGCCAAAUUCCUCGACUUCUGCGCCGCCUCAGCCGCCGGCAGCUUCCAAUACGCUGCCUUCAUCUUCCGGCGCAUCCCCUUACCCUGCACCAAUGACUGGAACGCCAUCAUCCGCGGCCUCGCCCAGAGCGACCAGCCAAUUGACGCCGUCGCGUGCUACGUCCGAAUGUUACGCGCGCGUUGCAACCCCGACGCUCUCACCUGCUCCUUUACGCUCAAGGCCUGCGCCCGUGCCCUUGCCCGAUUCCCGACGGUUCAAAUCCAUUCCGGCGUCGUCCGGUUCGGGUUCAGCUCCGAUAUCCUGCUCCGCACGACUUUGCUCGAUGCAUAUGCGAAAUGCGGGGACCUGGAUCACGCUCGCAAGGUGUUUGAAGAAAUGGAGAUGAGAGAUGUAGCUAGCUGGAACGCGUUGAUUGCCGGGUUGGCUCAGGGGAACCGCCCCAGUGAAGCUUUGGAGCUUUUCAAGAAGAUGAGGGAAGCAAAUAUUGAGCCCAACGACGUAACCGUGCUGGGCGCUCUCUCUGCGUGUUCACAGUUGGGAGCGAUUACAGAAGGCCAGAAGGUCCACGAAUAUAUUAGAAUGAAGAAUCUUGGCUACAAUGUGAUCGUAUGCAAUGCUGUUAUCGACAUGUAUGCAAAAUGUGGAUUUGUAGACAGAGCUCACCAAGUGUUCGAUGAAAUGAGAUGCUCAAAAAGCCUAGUUACAUGGAAUACCAUGAUCAUGGCUCUAGCAAUGCACGGAGAUGGAGUUAAAGCACUUGAGCUUUUCGAAAGAAUGGCUCAGACUGGAAUGAAGCCAGACAGUGUGAGUUAUUUAGCAGCAUUAUGUGCAUGUAACCACUCUGGCAUGGUGGAGGAAGGCAUGAAACUAUAUCAAUCAAUGGAGAAAUAUGGCGAGAGCAAGAAAGUGAAGCACUAUGGUACCAUGGUAGACCUGUUAGGGAGAGCUGGGCGGUUAAAGGAAGCAUACCACAUUAUAGUGACAAUGCCUAUGGCUCCAGAUAUGGUACUAUGGCAGACCCUACUCGGGGCCUGUAAGACUUAUGGCAAUGUGGAUAUGGCAGAGAAGGCAGCCGACAAGCUCAUUGAAAUGGGAUCAAACAGUUGUGGGGAUUUCGUGUUGCUUUCCAAUCUGUACGCCUCACACAAGAGGUGGGCAGAUGUAGGAAGAGUGAGGCAGGCCAUGAAGAACAGGGAUGUCAAGAAGGUUCCCGGUUUUAGCUAUGUCGAAGUUAAUGGUGUAAUGUACAAGUUUGUUAAUGGCGAUAAAAGCCAUCCAGACUGGAUCGCGAUCUAUGGGAAGCUUGAUGAGAUUUGGGUCAGAAUAAGCGAGUAUGGGUAUGUGCCCGAAACAAAUUAUGUGUUGCAUGAUAUAGAGCAGGAGGAUAAGGAGAAUGCCCUGUCUUACCAUAGUGAGAAGUUGGCAGUAGCUUUUGCUUUGAUUAGUACAGGUGAUAGAACACCUAUCAGUGUAAAUAAGAACAUCAGAAUAUGUGGAGAUUGCCACAUUGUGAUCAAGCUUGUUUCAAAGAUAUAUGAGAGGGAAAUCAUUGUCAGGGAUAGGACUCGAUUUCACAGAUUCAAGGAUGGAUCUUGUUCUUGUAGAGAUUAUUGGUGAAGUUGCUUUAUAAUUUAUAUUUCUUGAAAGUGUUCA